AUGGUCCUUUGUGACGACGACGGCAGGUACACCAACAACAACAGGUACACAACAACAACAGGUACACAACAACAACAACAACAACAACAACAACAGCAGGUACACAACAACAACAACAACAACAGCAGCAGGUACACAACAACAACAACAACAACAGCAGCAGGUACACAACAACAACAACAACAACAACAGCAGGUACACAACCAACAACAACAACAACAACAACAACAACAACAACAGCAACAUACACAACAACAACAACAACAACAACAACAACAACAACAACAACAACAACAACAGCAGGUACACAACAACAACAACAACAACAACAACAGCAGGUACACAACAACAACAACAACAACAACAACAACAACAACAGCAGCAGCAGCAGCAGCAGCAGCAGCAGGUACACAACAACAACAACAACAACAGCAGCAGCAGGUACACAACAACAACAACAACAGCAGCAGCAGCAGGUACACAACAACAACAACAACAACAGCAGCAGCAGGUACACAACAACAACAACAACAACAACAACAACAACAACAACAACAGCAGCAGCAGGUACACAACAACAACAACAACAACAACAACAGCAGCAGCAGCAGGUACACAACAACAACAACAACAACAACAACAACAGCAGCAGCAGCAGGUACACAACAACAACAACAACAACAGCAGCAGCAGCAGCAGCAGCUACACAACAACAACAACAACAACAACAGCAGCAGCAGCAGCAGCAGGUACACAACAACAACAACAACAACAACAGCAGCAGCAGCAGCAGCAGGUACACAACAACAACAACAACAACAACAACAGCAGCAGCAGCAGGUACACAACAACAACAACAACAACAACAACAGCAGGUACACAACAACAACAACAACAACAACAACAACAGCAGCAGCAGGUACACAACAACAACAACAGCAGCAGGUACACAACAACAACAACAACAACAACAGCAGCAGCAGCAGGUACACAACAACAACAACAACAACAACAGCAGCAGCAGCAGCAGCAGCAGCAGCAGCAGGUACACAACAACAACAACAACAACAGCAGCAGCAGCAGCAGCAGGUACACAACAACAACAACAACAACAGCAGCAGCAGCAGCAGCAGGUACACAACAACAACAACAACAACAGCAGCAGCAGGUACACAACAACAACAGCAGCAGCAGGUACACAACAACAACAGCAGCAGCAGCAGCAGCAGCAGCAGCAGGUACACAACAACAACAACAACAACAACAGCAGCAGCAGCAGGUACACAACAACAACAACAACAACAACAGCAGCAGCAGCAGGUACACAACAACAACAACAACAACAACAGCAGCAGCAGCAGCAGGUACACAACAACAACAACAACAGCAGCAGCAGCAGGUACACAACAACAACAACAACAACAGCAGCAGCAGCAGCAGCAGGUACACAACAACAACAACAGCAGCAGGUACACAACAACAACAACAACAACAGCAGCAGCAGCAGCAGGUACACAACAACAACAACAACAACAACAACAGCAGCAGCAGCAGCAGGUACACAACAACAACAACAACAACAGCAGCAGCAGGUACACAACAACAACAACAACAACAACAGCAGCAGGUACACAACAACAACAACAACAACAACAACAGCAGCAGCAGCAGGUACACAACAACAACAACAACAACAGCAGCAGCAGCAGCAGCAGGUACACAACAACAACAACAACAGCAGGUACACAACAACAACAACAACAGCAGGUACACAACAACAACAACAACAGCAGGUACACAACAACAACAGCAGGUACACAACAACAACAACAGCAGGUACACAACAACAACAACAACAGCAGGUACACAACAACAACAACAACAGCAGGUACACAACAACAACAACAACAGCAGGUACACAACAACAACAACAACAGCAGGUACACAACAACAACAACAACAACAGCAGGUACACAACAACAACAACAACAGCAGGUACACAACAACAACAACAACAGCAGGUACACAACAACAACAACAACAGCAGGUACACAACAACAACAACAACAGCAGGUACACAACAACAACAACAGCAGGUACACAACAACAACAACAACAGGUACACAACAACAACAACAACAACAACAGGUACACAACAACAACAACAGCAGGUACACAACAACAACAACAGCAGGUACACAACAACAACAACAGCAGGUACACAACAACAGCAACAGCAGGUACAACUGA
Messenger RNA from Schistocerca piceifrons (Central American locust), 2250 nucleotides. Its product is annotated as putative mediator of RNA polymerase II transcription subunit 26. NCBI's taxonomy places the organism in Eukaryota, Metazoa, Arthropoda, Insecta, Orthoptera, Acrididae. The record is from RefSeq and is a predicted model, not a curated record.